AUGCACGUCCCCUCCUCUCUGGUCCUCUUCAUGGCUACCGUCGCCUCCAGUUCAGUCAAGGAAUACGCUGGUGGUGAAUACAGCAUAUCUAUGCCUGUCAUGCCAGGGUUACGCUGCAGUGACGCCAGUAUCUCAUGCGGCGAAAGCGACGGGAUCGUUUCCCGGUUUUGCCUCGAGAGAAUGGAUGAAGGCUUUCGACAAUGCUGCAUGAGCAAGUGCCCGUCUGCUGGCAAACAACCCGACCGUUACUGCAGCGCGAUCAAUGUUCCGUGCGACGGACUCGACCACGACGCGUCCUCGUUUUGCAGCUGGCAGAAAGAUCCUAGUGUCGAGUUCAAGGACUGCUGCUUGAGCCGUUGCGCGAGCGCUAGGGUUCCGCCUGGCUACAAAUGCAGUGACUCCGGUGUUCACUGUGACGAGCUCAACGUCAAGGCCUCUUAA
Peronospora matthiolae is the source of this 441-nucleotide messenger RNA. The record is from the annotation of a GenBank genome assembly. Lineage: Eukaryota; Oomycota; Peronosporomycetes; Peronosporales; Peronosporaceae.